Messenger RNA from Topomyia yanbarensis, 1032 nucleotides. RefSeq names its product vesicle transport protein USE1 (gene Use1). Bases 215 to 937 code for a protein of 240 amino acids. Lineage: Eukaryota; Metazoa; Arthropoda; Insecta; Diptera; Culicidae. Gene Ontology annotation, cellular component: endoplasmic reticulum; SNARE complex. The transcript is spliced from 4 exons. Gene Ontology annotation, molecular function: SNAP receptor activity. Gene Ontology annotation, biological process: retrograde vesicle-mediated transport, Golgi to endoplasmic reticulum. The record is from RefSeq and is a predicted model, not a curated record.
AACGUCCAGGUGACAGCUCAUUGGCGACAACGCAAACACUUUUCACCCAGUUUGCUGUUUUGCAUUGCAUCUAAUUACGAUUCCACCCGCGAGCAGAAACAGUCGGCAAGUUUUCACUUUUAUUUGAUCCAGAUUCGCGAGGGAGCAUAAAAUUUCUCCAAUAAAUUACGAAAAUUAGAAAUCAGCACCUCAACACUGCCUGCAGACAUCAACGAUGACGUCUAAGUUGGAAAUUAAUGUGCGGAGUUUGAUCGCACAGUGCGAGGAUAUAGUUUCUCUCGAUAAACUGGACUGGCGAUUGAAAAAAUACAUUCGGUCACUGGAUACCAUGAUCCUGGAGCUGGGGGAACAAUAUGAUAAACCAGACGAUAAAACGAUCACGGAAUAUCGCAAUCGAUGCGCCGAGCUCAAGAGAGCCUCCAAUUAUGUCGAACCGUCACCAAAUUUGGAACAGAAACGGUUGAAAUCAAAACUAAAAGCAUCCGGAGACUCGGGAGAAGACGUGAUGAGAGAGAUACGUCAAAUCCACGAUCAAAAGUUUCAGAAAGAACUGCGCAGCGAAUUGUUUAACGGCAACUUCAAUUCAACAAUCCGACGGCGAGCUGGCCAGAAAGUGGCUGAAAAUCUAGAACAGACGGUUAAGGAAUACUCAGACGUCCAGGAGAAAAUUGCUGAGGAUAUGUUGAUGCUCACACGACACCUGAAGGAGCAAACAGAAACUGCCAACAAGAUCAUCAAGAAAGACACAGAGAUUGUUAGUAAAUCAGCCAAAUUAACCGAUCAAAAUUUGACUUCACUUUCCACGGAAUCGACAAAGCUGCAAGAAAGCUCCAAAAAGGCCUGGAAAUGUUGGAUGUGGCUUAUGAUAGGCCUUGUUAUGAUGAUUUUUAUUUUUAUGGUGCUGUUCAUGAAGAUAAUGAAAAAGAAGGCAUACUGAGAAACAUCGAUUUUUACGGUAAAUUGUCGAAUCAAACUUUGAGUGUGCAUAUUAUGACUAUUAAGUAAACUAUAUCAUUUUAUUGCAUUUUUUGU